Sphenostylis stenocarpa is the source of this 171-nucleotide messenger RNA. The record is from the annotation of a GenBank genome assembly. NCBI's taxonomy places the organism in Eukaryota, Viridiplantae, Streptophyta, Magnoliopsida, Fabales, Fabaceae.
AUGGGAUUGUUGCUUGGAAGCCUCCAAACUUGUGCCAUCUCACUCCUCCGUGUCUCACACAUUUUUGAUACUGCUGUCGACAAUGAAGUUUGGAGGUCGGCAGGCUUAUUUCUUGAUGCUCUUUUCCUGUCCUCUCUAGUUAUCAAACAUGGUUCCUCUGUAUGUUCGUAG